AUGGGUCUGGACUUCGAUGUGAAGACGUUCUGCCACAACCUGCGGGCCACAAAGCCCCCGUACGAGUGCCCGGUGGAGACCUGCCGCAAGAUCUACAAGAGCUACAGCGGCAUAGAGUACCACCUGUACCACUACGACCACGACAACCCCCCUCCCAGCCAGGGCACCCCGCUGCGCAAGCCCAAGAAGAAGGGAGGAUGGGGAAUCCGAGGAGCCCUCUGGGGGGCAGGGGGGAGCGCCCCCUCCCCAGGGGUCGGGGGUGGGGGGGAUUCAGCGGGUGCAAAAGACAGGCCUGAUACCCCAGCAGCCAAUUCAGCCAACUCGGGAGCCAGCGGGGGCAAAGGCAACAACACCACCCCCAAACCGGGCAAGCACAAGAGCAAGGAGAAGAAGAAGGAGGCCACGGGGCACCAUCACCACCACUACCACAGCGCCUCCUCUGGACCGGCCGUCAAACUGCCUGAGGUGGUGUACAGGGAGCUGGAGCAGGACACACAGGACGCGCCCCCAAGACCUGCCUCCUACUACAGGUACAUUGACAAGUCUGUGAAGGAGCUGGACGAGGAGGUGGAGUACGACAUGGACGAGGAAGAUUACAUCUGGCUGGACAUCAUGAACGACAAGCGGCACACUGAGGGGGUGCUGCCCAUCCCCCAGGAGGUCUUCGAGUACCUCAUGGACCGGCUGGAGAAGGAGUCCUACUUCGAGAGCCACAACAAGGCGGACCCCAGCGCCCUCAUCGACGAGGACGCCGUGUGCUGCAUCUGCAAUGACGGCGAGUGCCAGAACAGCAACGUCAUCCUGUUCUGCGACAUGUGCAACCUGGCUGUGCACCAAGAGUGCUACGGGGUGCCCUACAUCCCCGAGGGCCAGUGGCUGUGCCGACGGUGCCUGCAGUCUCCGUCCCGCGCGGUGGACUGUGCGCUCUGCCCCAACAAGGGCGGCGCCUUCAAGCAGACGGACGACAGCGGCUGGGCGCACGUGGUGUGCGCGCUGUGGAUCCCAGAGGUCUGCUUCGCCAACACAGUGUUCCUGGAGCCCAUUGACAGCAUCGAGCACAUCCCACCCGCACGCUGGAAGCUGACCUGUUACAUCUGCAAGCAGCGCGGCUCCGGAGCCUGCAUCCAGUGCCACAAAGCCAACUGCUACACGGCUUUCCACGUGACCUGUGCACAGCAGGCAGGGCUCUACAUGAAGAUGGAGCCCGUGAGAGAGACGGGGGCCAACGGCACGUCGUUCAGCGUGAGGAAGACCGCGUACUGCGACAUCCACACCCCGCCCGGCUCAGCGCGCCACCCCGCGUCUGCCCCCACCUCGGCCGGGGCUCUGUCCCUCAGCGAGGGAGACCCCGAGGACGAGGAGGAGCCCCCUGAGGAAGAGGGCAAGGGGUGGAGCUCGGAGAAGGUGAAGAAGGCCAAGGCCAAGUCACGCAUCAAGAUGAAGAAGGCGCGCAAGAUCCUGGCGGAGAAGAGAGCAGCCGCGCCCGUGGUGUCCGUGCCGUGCAUCCCCCCGCACAGGCUCAGUAAGAUCACAAGCCAGCUGACCCUGCCACGGAAGAGCCAGUUCAUGCAGCGGCUGCACAGCUACUGGACUCUGAAGAGGCAGUCUCGCAACGGCGUGCCGCUCCUGCGCCGGCUGCAGACGCACCUGCAGUCUCAGCGUCACGCUGAGCAGGACAGCGAUGAGAAGGACAGCUGCUUGGAGAGUGGAGUGGUUUUUCCUAAGGAGGGCGACGAGAACCAGAGCGCCCUGAAAGAGCAGCUCAAGUCCUGGCAGAGACUGCGGCAUGACCUGGAGAGAGCCAGACUGCUGGUGGAGCUGAUCCGCAAGAGAGAGAAAAUCAAACGAGAGUCGAUCAAAGUGCAGCAGCUUGCCAUGGAGGUGCAGCUGACUCCCUUCCUGAUCCUGCUCAGGAACACUCUGGAGCAGCUGCAGGACAAGGACACCAGCAACUUCUUCACCGACCCUGUGCCGCUGGCAGAGGUGCCAGACUAUCUGGACCAUAUCAAGAAGCCGAUGGACUUCCAGACGAUGUUGGUCAGCCUGGAGGCUCACGAGUACCGCAGCUUCGAGCAGUUCGAGGAGGACUUUGGGCUAAUUGUCAACAACUGCCUCAAGUACAAUGCCAAGGACACAGUGUUCUACCGGGCGGCGGUGAGGCUCCGUGAGCAGGGGGGCGCCCUGCUGAGGCAGGCCAGGAGGCAGGCAGACAAGAUCGGCAUCGACUUCGAGACGGGGCUGCACCUGCCCAAACCCCCCGCCGCAGAGGGGCAGCACAGCCAGCUGGGCCUGGAGGAUGACUUGCUGCUCCCGGAGAACCGCAAGCGGCUGCCCCUGUGCGAGCAGCUCAAGGUCCUGCAGGAGAAGCUGGACGAGGUGAGCGCGGGGAGGCACAGCAUCGGCCGUUCUCGGCGCGCCAAGGCUCUGAAGAAGGAGAUGACGGUGAUCAAGCGCAAGCUGGCCCAUCAGAGAGACGGGGGUGGGAUGGGGGGCCAGGAGGGGGGCGACCGCGGGCAAGGGGUCGCCCCCCCCUCAUCGCACCACCACCACCGUCAUCACCACAACCCCCUCCCCGGCAACGGCACCACCAGAACUGGCACAGGCAGCGGCGGCAAGGAGCUCCGCCAGCACUCUGACCAGGAGGGGGAGGAGAGCAGCAGCCAUGAGAUGGGGGGAGGAGGGGGAGGAGGAGGAGCAGGAGGGGGGAAAGGUCUGGGCUCCUCCUCUUCCUCCGCUCUGGCCCCAGAAGUGGGGCGCCGCACUUCGGUCCUCUUCUCUAAAAAGAACCCCAAGACCGCAGGGCCCCCCAAGAGGCCAGGGAGGCCCCCGAAGAACCGGGACAGCCAGGGGGCCCCCGGCUGCCGCCCCAGCCCCAUCGGGCCCCCCCGGCUGCCCCUGCUCUCCGGCCCCCGCCCGAGGAAGAGGGUGCGAAGCCCCCGGAGCAGCUCAAGCUCGGACAGUGAGAGUCAGGAGAGCAGCGAGGAGCUGCACCUGGGUCUCCCCUCCAAUGGGUUCGACGGGGGCAGUCAGCCAGUGACGGAGAGUUUCCGCGUGUACCGAAACGAGCGCAGCCUCCCACGCAGCUCCUCCGACUCGGAGUCGAGCACCAGCACCAGCAGCAGUGCCGCCUCCGACCGUACCAGCACCACUCCCUCCAAGCAGGGUCGCGGCAAGCCCUCGUUCUCCCAGGUGAACUUCCCAGAGGACAGCAGCGAGGAGACGUCAGGGACAGAGAACGAGUCCUACUCCACAGGAGGGGUGCGUGGAGUCUCUCUCGGCAUGGUCCGUUCGGGUCGUGGCCGGUCCUGUUGGAUGUCUCCUGAUGAGUACAGCCCGCUUCACUCUCUGGAUCUGGUGUGGGCAAAGUGCAGGGGCUACCCCUCUUACCCUGCACUGAUCAUUGAUCCGAAGAUGCCUCGGGAGGGGAUGUUCCAUCACGGCGUUCCGAUCCCGGUGCCCCCCCUCGAUGUGCUCAAACUGGGGGAGCAGAUGAGCCAGGAGUCCCGAGAGCACCUCUACCUCGUGCUAUUCUUCGACAACAAGAGGACCUGGCAGUGGCUGCCGCGCACCAAGCUGGUUCCCCUGGGGGUUGACCAGGAGCUGGACAAGCUGAAGAUGCUGGAGGGGAGGAAGAGCAACAUCCGGAAAUCUGUGCAGGUGGCUUACCACCGAGCCAUGCAGCACCACAACAAAGUGCAGGGAGAGCAGAGCAGCGACUCGAGCGAGACGGACUAGGGGAGGGGAGAGGGCAGCCUGCACACACGGGGGAGGGGAGGGGCAGCCUGCACACACGGACUAGGGGAGGGGAGAGGGCAACCUGCACACAUGGACUAGGGGAGGGGAGGGGGGGCAGCCUGCACCCACGGAUACGGCUGAAACAGGGGUUGAUUCUUUUGACUCUUCCAUUUCUAGCUUGCUAAAAGGAAGGACGGGGCUGUUUUUUUUAAUCCCCAGUUUCACCGUGGCAACUGUAUUUCCAAGCUGAAAGCAGAAGAGCUGUUCUGGAAGAAGAGAGGUAGAAGGGGGAGGGAGAAACUGACUAUGAGAGCACGAGGAAUGCAGUCCUUUGUUUCUGAUUUGUAGUACAGGGACUGACCCGAGUCAUUAACCCUGCUGUGUGCAGUGGGCUCGAUCCACAAAGCUAUUUACUCGGAAUCAUCAGCAGUGUUUGUUUCUAAAACAAGUUAAAAUGGCUUGAGUUGUAGAUUUCUGAUUGACAGACUUUUAUUAGUAUUUUACAAUUCAAAUAACAAUUUUGGGUUAAUUAGCUUUGACAGUCUAGCAGUAGUUCUGCGCAGUAAUCCCUUGCCAGCAGCACCAGCAGUCCUGAGUCAGUCAUUCAUUUAGUCAGAGAUGACCACUACUGCCUUUACACAUGCACAUUGAAGAGAAGACGAGUCCUCCUCACACCGUUUCUAUGUUCCCGUCUCCCCCCACCUCUUUUCUCUUGCAGUUUGAGAUCUGUGAGUGGUCUAUGUGCAUUCGGAAUGAUUUUGAGAAUUUGUAUUUUUGUAAUAAAUUGGUCGUUCCCCUGUACAUUUGUUGGACCCAAACAUUUUCCCAGCAGUUUUGAACAGACAGACCGGUACUGUGGAAUGACCCAGCUCAAAUUGAAAUGCUCCGUAUUUAAGUAUUUUAUUGUUUUGUUUAACACAGUUCAUGUCUGGAUAAACUCUCUCUUGAGUUGUGGAGACCUGUUUACAAGUGUGUCCCUGAAAUCUCAGCCUGCACAAUCUGUUACAGCAGUCUUCUGUGCAGUACCGUACUGUACACACAAGCAAAGGAAUCCCAUGAACACGCGGCAGCAGCAAUCGCUAACAUUCUGUGAACUGAGAGUAAGAAAUUCAAACGUACCAGACUAGAAGUGAAGUGCUCGACAAGACGAUGUGUCGUUUGAGAGAUCUGAUUUUCUCAAAAGAUGUGUGUAUAUAUAUAUAUGUGUGUAUAUAUAUGUGU
This is a messenger RNA of Polyodon spathula (Mississippi paddlefish), 4956 nucleotides long. RefSeq names its product peregrin-like. Lineage: Eukaryota; Metazoa; Chordata; Actinopteri; Acipenseriformes; Polyodontidae. The transcript has 16 exons. The coding region runs from base 1 to 3735 and encodes 1244 amino acids. Gene Ontology annotation, biological process: regulation of transcription by RNA polymerase II. The record is from RefSeq and is a predicted model, not a curated record. Gene Ontology annotation, molecular function: protein binding. Gene Ontology annotation, cellular component: MOZ/MORF histone acetyltransferase complex.